CAUGGUGGGUCAUAAUCAUAUUGUUUUCUUAGGAGCUAAAGAAAAUUCCAUUGUCACAAUGGUAAAAUCCACUUUUUUAAGAGGGAUUUGUGUGUCUUUUUGGGCUUGGUUUCUUUGUUUUUCUACAGUUCACCAACCUUGUGUUGAAGCAUGGAGCAAAGAGGGACAUGCAAUGACUUGCAAAAUUGCACAGGACUUGCUGGAAGAGGAAGCAAAACAUGCUGUAAAAAUGCUGUUACCUGACUACGCUAACGGUGAUUUGUCAACGCUGUGUGUGUGGCCGGACCAAGUAAGGCACUGGUACAAGUACCGAUGGACGAGCCCUCUUCACUUCAUCGACACACCUGACAAGGCUUGCAAUUUCAAUUAUCAAAGGGACUGCCACGAUCAACAUGGAGUCAAGGACAUGUGUGUUGCAGGCGCCAUUCAGAACUUCACUAACCAGCUCUCGCAUUAUCGCCAUGGAACCUCUGACAGACGCCACAACAUGACGGAGGCAUUGUUGUUCUUGGCACACUUCAUGGGAGAUAUCCAUCAGCCGAUGCAUGUGGGGUUCACAAGCGACGAAGGAGGAAACACCAUAGACUUGCGCUGGUUCAGACACAAGUCGAAUCUGCAUCACGUGUGGGAUAGAGAGAUCAUCCUUACAGCAGCCAAGGAUUACUAUGGAAAAGACAUCAACCUACUCCAAGAAGACAUUGAAGGAAACUUCACUGAUGGGAUCUGGUCUCCUGAUGUUGCCACUUGGCGGGACUGUAGUAACCUCCUUUCUUGUGUCAACAAAUAUGCAACUGAAAGUAUAAAUAUAGCUUGCAAAUGGGGCUAUAAAGGUGUUGAAUCUGGAGAGACUCUUUCAGAUGAUUACUUUGAUUCAAGAUUACCUAUUGUGAUGAAGAGGAUAGCUCAGGGUGGGGUCAGAUUGGCCAUGAUUUUAAACAAUGUCUUCAGUGAUGACCAAGAUGACUUUAUGGCUGCAACUUAAUCAAAACAAUCAACAUCCAUUUUCACUUCUUUUUAAAGUUUUUUCCAAAUACUGUAAUAUUCUCUAGCCUUGCAAUUAUUAGCACAGAAUGACACAACUGACUAGAUAAGUUAAAAAAAUUCUUUGCAAUUAUUGUCCCCACAUUUGCAAGCUACAUUUAUACUUUUAGUCAACCAAUUAUUAUACACUCCAUACACAUAUAUCUAAUACCAUUGGACACGAGAAUGACAACCAUUAUUGUACAUUGCAACAACCUUACUA
This is a messenger RNA of Andrographis paniculata, 1243 nucleotides long. RefSeq names its product endonuclease 1. Bases 2 to 982 code for a protein of 326 amino acids. Gene Ontology annotation, biological process: DNA catabolic process. The record is from RefSeq and is a predicted model, not a curated record. The transcript is spliced from 9 exons. NCBI's taxonomy places the organism in Eukaryota, Viridiplantae, Streptophyta, Magnoliopsida, Lamiales, Acanthaceae. Gene Ontology annotation, molecular function: endonuclease activity; nucleic acid binding.